CACCAUCAACAGCAGAACUAUCAUCCGCCCUCGACUCUUGCUGAUAGGAUACUGAUGGAUCGCUUAAAAAUAUGGUCUCCUGUCCAAUCUGCGGCAAAUCGGUAAAACAAUCCAACAUCAACAACCACAUUGACUCGAACUGUAUCGAAGACGUCGAACAAGAGAACACUUCUAUUCCGUCCACGUCCGCUCUUGCUGCUGCACCCGUAUCUUCCUUUUUCAAGACUCCCUCUUCUUCUUCGAAACGUGGUGAUCGCGGCGAUGCCUUUUUCAGCUCAAGUCAACCGGCUCCCUCAUUUCCACCGAGUCUCGCCGCUGUCCUCCGUGCUCCUCCACCACCACCACCAUCAUCCUCCGUAAAACGAUCCUUUGACAAUCAUACGUUUACAUCUACACAGCCCACACAACAGCAGCAGCAGCAGCAGAAUGGAAAACAUGAACAGCACAAUGUUCAGACCACAAACGACCAUGACGUUCCUCCACAACAACCGCCCCUCAAGAGAUCCAAACCGUCGGCCGGCUCCCACGACAGGGCCGCACCUCUCGCGGAACGUAUGCGCCCACGCACCCUCACGUCCAUACUUGGUCAAGACCUCGUCGGUCCCUCCGGCGUGCUCACGUCCUUGAUCCAGCAGGACCGCGUGCCCAGCAUGAUCCUCUGGGGCGCGAGCGGCACGGGCAAAACCACCAUCGCCCGCGUGAUAGCCAGCAUGGUAGGGUCCCGCUUCGUCGAGAUCAACAGUACAUCCUCGGGUGUGGCGGAAUGUAAAAAGAUAUUCGCAGAGGCCAAGAGCGAAUUGGGCCUGACGGGUCGCAAGACCAUUAUUUUUUGUGACGAGAUCCACCGGUUCAGCAAGUCCCAGCAGGACGUGUUCUUGGGUCCCGUCGAGGCAGGCACCGUGACGUUGAUCGGCGCCACGACGGAGAACCCCAGUUUCCGCGUCCAGGGGGCGCUGUUGAGUCGGUGCAGGGUGUUUGUGUUGAAGAAAUUGGAACAAGAUGAUAUCCUUGAGAUUUUGAAGCGGGCCGUACAGCAGGAGGGCGAGAAGUAUGGGGUAUCACUUUCCUCCCAGUCACCACCAUCGACGUCGGACGGUGGCGAUUCCAACACGAAUGUCACAAACGGGCACGGUCACGACCACGGUGACCUCACGCCCCCAGGAGCCGGAGGAGGAAUCGAAACGGACGGAAUUCCCUCCUCCCCGAGUUCUUCAAAUCUGAUCACCACCUCCCUCUUGAGUUAUCUCUCCACUUUCGCCGACGGCGACGCCCGAACGGCCCUCAACCUACUCGAACUCGCCAUGUCUCUAUCGACACGGCCGGGAAUGACCCUGCCCCGACUGAAACAGUCCCUCACGAAGACUUUGGUUUACGACCGGGCGGGAGACCAACACUACGACACCAUCAGCGCCUUCCACAAGUCGGUGAGGGGGUCCGACGCCGACGCCACGCUUUACUACCUCGCCCGGAUGCUCACCUCCGGCGAGGAUCCUUUGUACGUCGCCCGACGCAUGGUGGUGAUCGCGAGCGAGGACGUGGGCCUGGCCGACCCGAGGAUGCUGCCCUUGGCCACGGCGACCUACACUGCCGUGCAGACCAUAGGUAUGCCGGAGGCGAGGAUCAACCUGGCCCACUGCGCCGUGAGUCUCGCCCUCUCGCCGAAAUCCACCCGCGCGUACCGAGGGUUGGAAAACGCCAUGAGGGCGUUGCAGGAAGAGCCGGGCGUCGGCGGCCUACCCAUCCCCAUACACCUGCGGAAUGCGCCCACGAGACUCAUGAAGGAAUUGGGGUACGGCAAAGAAUACAAAUACAACCCGGACUACAAGGACGGCAAGGUCAAGCAGGACUAUCUGCCCGACCCCAUCAGAGGCAGGAGAUUUCUCGAAGAUUUGGAUUUGGGUACAAGGAUUGAUGAUGAGCUUGGUUGAACUUUUGGACUCGAAUUGGAUAGCCCUGGACCUGUAGGAAAGCAACGAUGACGAAUGUCGGUAACAAUAACAAUGACAACAAGAAUGUCCAAAAUCCAGAGCCAUGUGAUUGUCAACUAAUAAUAUACACCUUGUACACGUGCACCGUGUACCUACGACAUGUGAGUGUCUAUCCAGUCACUUUUACUGCACAUCGACCACACUCCCGAACCAGCCCUUCAAGGCCGUCGCCAAAACACCGGGUAGAUCCCUCACGUCCCUGACGACGAGGUAAUAAGGAAACGGGAAGUCCUCCAGGUAACGUUUCGUUCGCAACCUCAUUUCCACUUGUCCCCC
Exophiala oligosperma is the source of this 2264-nucleotide messenger RNA. RefSeq lists its product as uncharacterized. Bases 72 to 1928 code for a protein of 618 amino acids. The transcript has a single exon. Gene Ontology annotation, molecular function: ATP binding; single-stranded DNA helicase activity; DNA binding. Gene Ontology annotation, biological process: DNA repair; regulation of DNA repair; DNA-templated DNA replication. Lineage: Eukaryota; Fungi; Ascomycota; Eurotiomycetes; Chaetothyriales; Herpotrichiellaceae. The record is from RefSeq and is a predicted model, not a curated record. Gene Ontology annotation, cellular component: nucleus.